This is a messenger RNA of Marasmius oreades (fairy-ring Marasmius), 1485 nucleotides long. RefSeq lists its product as uncharacterized. Gene Ontology annotation, molecular function: exopolyphosphatase activity. NCBI's taxonomy places the organism in Eukaryota, Fungi, Basidiomycota, Agaricomycetes, Agaricales, Marasmiaceae. The record is from RefSeq and is a predicted model, not a curated record. The coding region runs from base 1 to 1485 and encodes 494 amino acids. Gene Ontology annotation, cellular component: cytoplasm. The transcript has a single exon.
AUGUCGAACACAAAACUGUGCAGAAUUCUCGCAGAAUUUCUUGCCUCCAGCAAACGCAGUUACCUCUCUGCGAUACGUUCGGCUUCUGAGGCUUCGAAAAAUAAGUGGACAGUUGUUAUGGGCAAUGAGUCUGGUGAUCUUGACACCAUCGCAUGCGCUAUUGCCUACGCAUACCACCAAACUCAUCAUCUUCGCAAACCCACUAUACCUCUCAUUAGAACGCAUCCGAGCGACCUCAAAUUACGUGCAGAAAAUAUCUAUGCUCUAGCCUUGGCUGGUGUCGAUGAUCCGGAGACCCAGCUGCUAUUACUCUCCGAUAUUCCCAAAGACAAAUGGUCCCAACGCGAGUUUUCCUUAGUAGAUCAUAACAAACUGGGAUCCGAAUUCAACUCCAGUGGUACAGAUGGGAAGGAAAGUCGAGUUGUAGCCGUCAUCGAUCAUCACGAAGACGAGGGUCUUUAUACAGACACCGCCGAACCACGGCUAGUUUCGCCGACGGGCAGUUGUGCAUCUCACGUCGUGGCGUACAUUCUCCAUAAUUCACCUCCUGACUGUGACAUCUCUACUUCAAUACCGCCUGAAAUAUCCACACUUCUCCUCAGUGCCAUUCUCAUCGACACCAGCAUGAAACCUGUAUAUGGCGGCGGUAAAGCUACAGAACUGGACCUCCAUGUAGCAGCUUUAUUGGCCCCUCAUGCAAUAUUUCCCGAUGAGAUAUCCGACAGUGACAUUGCGUUAAUGACCACUGCCUUAUCGGAGGUCAAGCAAGUGACAUCUGCACUGCUUCCACUAUCAACCUCCCAAUCGCCAUCACCUUCCCCGACCUCGGAAAUUAUACUUCAAUCUUUGCGCGCGUCGUCUCCCAUUCGAGCCUUAUUAGACAAUCUCGUUUCCAAAAAGUUGGACGUAUCUCACCUGAACGUUCCCGAACUAUUGAGGCGGGACUAUAAAGAAUACGAUCACACCGUCGCAAUCUCCAGUGAUGAUAAAGGGGAGAAAGUCCAAAUCAAAGUAGGGUUAUCCACCGUCCCAGUUCGGUUAGCGAAAUGGGCUGGAACUAGUGCGAGCGAAGAGGGCAAUAUCGAUCUCCUCUUACAGGAUGGCGCUACUUACAUGAAGGAGCGUGGGCUUUCCGUCUUGGGAGUUCUCACUACUUUUCGGAAAGAGAAACGAAAGAAUGGUGCCAAGGGAAAGAAAGCGAGGGAGAUGGCUUGGCUUAUUCGAACUGAUCUUCCCUCUUCUUCAGCUGUGAACGUUUUGGCUCAACGUAUCUUUACGGGCCUGGAAGCAAACGACGAGUUAUCGGUUAAACCGCACAAGCAGUUCAAACAGUUCACGAAACCAUCCUCCAAAUCUCAUUCCGAUGAUACAAGCCUUCACGCACGGCACAAUGGCCUUAUUGUGAGAGUGUACAAACAAAGGAAUGCCAAUGCGACACGGAAGGCGACUGCACCUAUCCUGCGACAAAUUUUAGAGGAUGCCUGA